Molecule: messenger RNA, 4582 nt
Organism: Dermacentor andersoni
Lineage: Eukaryota; Metazoa; Arthropoda; Arachnida; Ixodida; Ixodidae
Product: kinesin-like protein KIF11
Biological process (GO): mitotic spindle assembly; microtubule-based movement; spindle elongation
Cellular component (GO): spindle microtubule; nucleus; mitotic spindle
Molecular function (GO): ATP binding; plus-end-directed microtubule motor activity; microtubule binding
Source: RefSeq, a predicted model, not a curated record
AUGUUAAAACGGCAGCACAGUGACGGCACUGGUGAAGGCUAGUGGCAGUUUUGUGGCUCGUGCAAGCGUUCGGUAGCGGCAUUGCGCGUGCUGCAUGGAAACCUGAAUCGGCAAUUGUUUAUGCUUGCAGCUUCACCUUCUUACUUGUAUCCCAGCGCCAUGUCUUCAAGGAAGCUGGGUAACCAGCACAUUCAAGUUUUUGUACGGUGCCGGCCUCCGAACUCGCUGGAGAAACGGAGUGGCUUCAUCAAAGCUGUUGAAGUCGUACCGGAAAGGAAGGAGGUACUUGUAAAUGACAGAGUCGUUCCCGAGCGCAGCCUUCGCAAAUCGUUCACGUUUGACAAAGUAUUCGGACCUGAUGCAAAGCAGAUCGAUGUGUACCGGGCAGUCAUGGAGCCUACCAUAGCCGAGGUCAUGAUGGGCUACAACUGCACCGUAUUUGCAUAUGGUCAAACCGGUACUGGCAAGACAUUCACUAUGGAAGGUGAAAGAUCAAAUGUGAACCUGGGUUGGGCUGAUGACCCCUUGGCUGGUAUCAUCCCACGUACGCUGCAGCAGCUGUUUGAAGAGCUUCAGUCCCAGGACCUUGAAUUUACGAUCAAGGUGUCCUUUCUUGAGUUGUACAAUGAAGAACUCUUUGACCUGCUCAGUGCACAUGAGGACACGUCAAGGCUGAAAAUCUUCGAGGACUCCACUAGAAAGGGUUCUGUCAUAAUCCAGGGCCUAGAGGAGAUCACUGUGCACAAUCGUGAAGAAGUGUUCUUCAUACUCCAGAAGGGGGCUGCAAAACGUCAAACUGCAGCUACACUUCUGAAUGCGACAUCUUCACGUAGCCACACAGUCUUCUCGGUUACCGUUCACAUCCGCGAGACAACAGAUGAUGGCGAGGAGCUGGUAAAAACCGGCAAGCUCAACCUCGUCGACCUUGCGGGGAGUGAGAACAUUGGCCGCUCUGGUGCGAUUGACAGGAGGGCACGUGAAGCAGGCAAUAUCAACCAAUCUCUCCUUACAUUGGGUCGUGUUAUAACUGCCUUGGUGGACAAGGGACCACAUGUUCCGUACAGGGAAAGCAAGCUGACUCGGCUCUUGCAGGACUCUCUGGGUGGCCGCACAAAGACUUCCAUCAUUGCGACCAUCUCGCCUGACAUGUCCAAUCUGGAGGAGACAUUGAGCACCUUGGACUACGCUCAUCGUGCCAAGAACAUCACCAACCGUCCAGAGGUCAAUCAAAAGAUGACAAAGCGGGCACUGAUCAAGGAGUACACGGAGGAAAUUGAGCGUCUUCGAAGGGACCUGGCUGCAACCAGAGAUAAGAAUGGUGUUUUUGUGGACCAGGAGAACUACAGGACGAUGGAGCUGAGGCUCACCAGCCAGUCUCAAGACAUCUUGGAAAAAGAAGCGCAAAUAGAGUCCCUAAAUGCAAAGCUUCUGACCGUUACGGAACUUUUUGAGAGAACUAAGCAAGAAGUUGCUGAAACUACUGAACGGCUUCAGGCAACAACUGCUGAGCUCCACAGCACUAAGAGAAGCUUGGUUGCAACAGAGCAGGUGCUGUCCAAAACAAGUAUUGAGAAAGAAGAGCAGGCUUACCUUGUGCAAGCCCACUGCAAGACAGAGGCUGCACUUACUGCGACUGCUCAGGAGUUGGUUGGUGUGGCACAAACCACCACAACAGACAUUGACCUGCUGCAACAAAAGCUUCAGCGGACAUCUGCCAUUGACCAGACAAACAAGGAGCGACAGUAUGCCUUUGUGGCCAACUCAAGUGUGCUUUUUGAUCAAAUUGAAUCCAGUUUCACCGCACAGCUUGCUUCUCAACAGGAUACCCUCACUGGCAUUGGAGGCUCAUUCGCCUCUCUUAACAGCCUCGUUCAGCAACACCAAGCUGCUGUUGCUGCAUACACAUUGGAAGCUAGGAAGUUUGCUGAUGAGAGUGCGGCAGCCAACGCCUCCAUCCUCUCAUCACUGCUGUCCACGAUGCAAGCUUCCCAGGAACAGCAGGUGGCUCAGAUGGCGGCCGACUUGGCCAACAACCAAGCAAGGCUGCAAAAGCUGUGCCAGUCUCUUGUUCUGGAGCGCAUGCAAGCAGCACAAAUAAAGCUGCAAGAACUGGAAAAGCACCAGUCGGCCCUAGGGGAGCAGGUUGCUUUGGUGUGUCGCCUUGUCUCCGACGAGGUCACCGCACACCAUGAUCAGCAGGUGCGCCUUGUAACAUCUAUUGUCGAGGAAAAUGACAAGUUGAAUUGGCAGUUGAUCGCCAAUAAUGAAGAGAUCCAGAGACUUUCAGCUGCAAUGGAGACGAAAAACGCUGAAGCUGAGAAGAAUAUGGCUGCUUUCAGGCAACAGUUUGAGAACUUCUCGCAGUUCUUCUUUUCCUCACAAGCUAUGAACAAUGACACCAUUGCCAAGAUUAAUGGACUCUCUGCUAAGGUUUCAGAAGCAGGCACGGUGCAGACAUCGGUCAUUAAGAGCAAUGCUGAAUCGCUCGCCAAGUCCUCGGGGGGCCUUGUUUCCACCGUGGCUGCUCUGCACCAGGACGGCGCCAAGGCAGCGAGCGAUUGCUUGGCUAGAGCGGCAAAGGCCUCCGGCAGCCUUUCCAACAUCCAUAAGAUUGUGGAAAAGAGCAUCUCUGAUGAGGUGGCUUCGACAUCUGCAAUUCUAGCUGAGCAGAAAAGAGUUGCUGAUGAUAGAAUGGCAGCCUGCAAUAGGGGCAUAUCAGAAACCGUUGCUGCUGGAACUGACGCUGCACAAGGCCAAGCUGACAGAGCCAAGGCCUUGACUGGAGACUUGGAGGCCACAGAGUCGCACAGCUGCGGCCAGCUUUUGUCCAUGUGCCAGCGUGGCACUGUGCAAACUGCACAAGCACAGGACAUUUCUGAAGCUCUUCGUGCAGGCAUUGCGAACAACAUGGCAAAAUGCUCCUCGGUGGUCUCUGACUUCUUCCGGAAUGACCUGCAGGAGUAUGUCCCCACUGGCUGCACUCCUCAGAGACGGGAAUACCAGUACCCGGUAGAGUUGGCACAGACGUCGCCUCAUGAGCGGAUCCUGAGCAGGCUCAGGACGGCCACCGAUUUCAGCGCUGCAACUCGCCUAGCGCUGCCCACAUCUGAUGAGAAUGACCUGACUGCACCACUGUCCAAACCUCAAUCAUCCUCAGCAUCAUCUUCGACGGAGUCACUGGCAUCUAAUCCAGCGCUUGACAACAAAGAAAAUGUCACCCAGACUGCCAAGCUAAGAAAUCAGCCAAGAGAUGCAUCCAAAAAGAAAUUGACACAGCAAAAUGCCUAGCACGUAUUUUAAACUACGAUUAUAUGAGAUCUUUUAUGCUUUUAUUCAUUGACAAUUGCACAUCAAACUAAAAGCUAUGUAGACUUAAUGUAGACUCCAACAAGUGUUGCUAUUAUCCCUUACAUUUGAAAAAAGAACAGACAAUAUUCGAGACCAUUGAAUAAUGAAUUCUCAAAUUGAAUACGUUGAAUCACUUUGCAUCCUUCCUUCUGUUUAUUCCCACUGUUUGCACCAUCUGUUCACAUGUUGUUAUGGUUCACUCUGUACGGCGAUGAAUGGAAUGGGUGCCAAGCACCAGAGACCUCAAUGUGCCUAAUCAUCAUGCUCGUCAACAUGAAAAGACUUGUCUGUUGGGUGUCUACGACAGGAUUAUGCAUGAGUGCAAAUCCUACUCUCCUUUGUCCUAUGUUCAUCCCCUGUAUGCCAGGGAGUGGUUUUUCUCUGUAUUCCUCUGUCUGGCUUGCCAAGGAGUGGUUUUUCUCCGAAUUCCUCUGUGUGGUUUGUAUCGCUUACCUUUUCUUGAUGUUACGGUGCAAUGUGAAGGGACAGGACUUCAUUUCGAUGUGUUCUGAAAACCUACGCACACGAGAUGCUAUUUGAACUUCAAGUCAAAUCGUCUUGCUUGCCACAAAUGUCCCAUCCUCGCAUCACUUAUACAGUGUUCGCAACAAACCUGCAGCUCUCCUAAAGACUUAGAAAAAGAUUUGGAAACCAUUCAUCUUUAACUUUCACAUAACAACUAUCCUGCUUCAGUGCAGCGUCACCUAUCCUGCCCGCCUGCCUAGUGCUUCCUCUGCCACAUUUGUAGCUCGUAAACAUACCAUAUUCUCCCUAUACUAGCGAGGCCUUAGCCUGCAUACUUCGUUCUUUUGAUGAGCGCAUUGCACAUGUGCCAGUGAAAGAACUUAGACGUGCUUGUAUAUGUCAAAGACAAGCUUCCCAAAGAAAAGUACCCAGGUGUUGUGAUAAUAUUCCUUGUUCAGACUGCAGUCACAUCUACAUUGGCAAGACGGGUAAUUUUCAAAGGCACAUCAAGGAACACUGUUAUGGUGUUGUAACACAAAAAAGUUUCUUCUAACACUCUUGCUGAGCAUUCCGUUUUAAGAGAACACAAUGUUGACUGAGGUAGGGCGGAUGUGCUAGCCACUAAAAGUAAUCUAACCUUGUGGCUGCAUCUCAAGUCAUUACUAAUCCAGACCACUGAUACCAUGCUGAAUCUCAAUUACGGCAGCCUUCCUUCCAUUUUUAUCCGCUGUUGAUGUGUUUUAAAUAAAUAAACUUGCACUUUUGUCUG